Molecule: messenger RNA, 5264 nt
Organism: Corvus hawaiiensis (hawaiian crow)
Lineage: Eukaryota; Metazoa; Chordata; Aves; Passeriformes; Corvidae
Gene: KCNH1
Product: potassium voltage-gated channel subfamily H member 1
Exons: 12
Coding region: 74-2947 (957 amino acids)
Biological process (GO): potassium ion transmembrane transport; regulation of membrane potential
Cellular component (GO): membrane
Molecular function (GO): delayed rectifier potassium channel activity
Source: RefSeq, a predicted model, not a curated record
GGCGCGGCAGAGCGCGGGUCGGCGCGGCCCUGAGCGGAGCCUCCGCGCCGCGCUGCGCUCCCGCAGAGCGACUAUGGCCGGGGGAAGGCGAGGGCUGGUGGCGCCUCAGAACACGUUCCUGGAGAACAUCGUGCGGAGGUCUAACGAUACUAAUUUUGUCUUGGGUAAUGCCCAGAUCGUGGAUUGGCCCAUUGUCUACAGCAACGAUGGAUUUUGCAAGUUAUCAGGAUAUCACAGAGCAGAAGUUAUGCAAAAGAGCAGCACCUGCAGUUUUAUGUAUGGAGAGCUGACAGACAAAGAUACAAUUGACAAGGUCCGGCAAACAUUUGAGAACUAUGAGAUGAACUCCUUUGAAAUCUUGAUGUACAAGAAGAACAGAACACCUGUCUGGUUCUUUGUGAAAAUUGCUCCAAUUCGAAAUGAGCAGGAUAAAGUGGUUUUAUUUCUUUGUACUUUCAAUGACAUAACGGCUUUCAAGCAGCCCAUUGAGGAUGAUUCAUGUAAAGGUUGGGGGAAGUUUGCCCGCUUGACCCGUGCCCUCACGAGCAGCCGAGGAGUGCUGCAGCAGCUUGCUCCCAGCGUGCAGAAAGGAGAGAACGUUCACAAGCACUCAAGACUUGCUGAGGUAUUGCAGCUGGGUUCUGAAAUCCUCCCACAGUACAAACAAGAGGCACCAAAGACUCCACCGCAUAUAAUUUUGCAUUAUUGUGUUUUCAAGACUACCUGGGACUGGAUCAUCUUGAUUUUAACCUUCUACACUGCUAUUUUGGUCCCUUACAAUGUCUCCUUUAAAACCAAACAGAACAACGUGGCAUGGCUAGUAGUUGACAGCAUUGUAGAUGUCAUUUUUCUGGUCGACAUUGUGCUUAAUUUCCACACCACCUUUGUGGGGCCGGCAGGAGAGGUGAUCUCUGACCCCAAGCUGAUUCGCAUGAAUUACUUGAAGACCUGGUUUGUGAUUGACCUGCUCUCCUGCCUGCCAUAUGAUGUCAUCAAUGCAUUUGAGAAUGUUGAUGAGGGCAUCAGCAGCCUCUUCAGUUCCCUCAAAGUGGUCAGGCUCCUCCGGCUGGGUCGCGUGGCUCGGAAGCUGGACCACUACAUUGAGUACGGGGCAGCCGUGCUGGUGCUGCUGGUGUGCGUGUUCGGCCUGGCAGCGCACUGGCUGGCCUGCAUCUGGUACAGCAUCGGCGACUACGAGGUCAUCGACGAGGACACCAACACCAUCCGCACGGAGAGCUGGCUCUACCAGCUGGGAGAGUCCAUAGGGACUCCCUACCGCUUCAACACCUCAGGCUUUGGGAAGUGGGAGGGCGGGCCAAGCAAAGAUUCCGUCUACAUCUCCUCGCUGUAUUUUACAAUGACCAGCCUCACCAGCGUCGGGUUUGGGAACAUCGCUCCGACGACAGAUGGGGAGAAGAUCUUUGCUGUGGCUAUGAUGAUGAUUGGCUCCCUUCUGUAUGCCACCAUUUUUGGUAAUGUGACAACCAUAUUUCAGCAAAUGUAUGCUAACACAAACAGAUACCAUGAAAUGCUGAACAGUGUCCGGGACUUUUUAAAGCUCUACCAGGUCCCUAAAGGACUGAGUGAACGUGUGAUGGAUUACAUCGUUUCCACCUGGUCAAUGUCCAGAGGAAUAGAUACUGAAAAGGUUUUGCAGAUCUGCCCUAAGGACAUGAGAGCGGACAUCUGCGUGCAUCUGAACCGAAAGGUUUUCAAGGAGCACCCUGCCUUCAGGCUGGCGAGCGAUGGGUGCCUUCGAGCCCUCGCCAUGGAAUUUCAGACGGUGCACUGUGCUCCAGGAGACCUGAUCUACCACGCUGGGGAGAGCGUCGACAGCCUUUGCUUUGUGGUCUCGGGCUCUUUGGAAGUAAUCCAGGAUGAUGAAGUCGUUGCUAUAUUAGGCAAAGGAGACGUUUUUGGUGAUGUGUUCUGGAAGGAGUCGACCCUCGCCCAGUCCUGUGCUAAUGUAAGGGCUUUGACUUACUGUGAUCUUCAUGUGAUAAAAAGGGAUGCCUUGCAGAAAGUGCUGGAGUUCUACACAGCCUUUUCACACUCCUUCUCCAGAAAUCUCAUUUUGACCUACAACUUGAGAAAAAGGAUCGUGUUCCGGAAAAUCAGCGACGUCAAGCGGGAAGAAGAGGAGAGAAUGAAGAGGAAGAACGAAGCACCUCUGAUCUUACCCCCAGACCACCCAGUGCGGCGGCUGUUCCAGAGGUUCCGGCAGCAGAAGGAAGCGCGGCUUGCGGCAGAGAGGGGCCGAGAUCCGGAUGACCUGGAUGUGGAAAAGGGCAGUGCUGUCGGGGAGCAAUCCUGUGCUCGCGCAGUGGUCAAGGCCAGCGUUGUGACCGUUCGGGAGAGCCCGGCGACCCCCGUGUCGUACCAGCCCGCCUCCACCUCCGGGGCCUCCGACCAGGCCAAGCUGCAGGCCCCGCCAUCGGACCACGCAGCGUGCAAGGCAGCGGGGGACUACCCCCGGCGGAAAGGCUGGGCCAAGUUCAAGGAAGCCUGUGGGAAAGGUGAAGACUGGAACAAGGUCUCUAAAGCAGAGUCCAUGGAGACUUUACCUGAGAGAACUAAAGCUUCGGGAGAAGCUACCCUGAAGAAGACAGACUCUUGUGACAGUGGCAUUACAAAAAGUGACUUGCGCUUGGAUAACGCAGGGGAGACAAGAAGCCCGCAGGACCACAGCCCGGUCCUCACCGAGGUCAAGCAUUCCUUUUAUCCCAUCCCAGAACAGACUCUUCAGGCCACCAUGCUGGAAGUGAAACAUGAGUUGAAAGAGGACAUCAAGGCUUUAAACACAAAAAUGACCAAUAUAGAAAAUCAGCUUGCUGAGAUACUUAGGAUAUUAACCUCAAGAAGAAGCUCCCAGUCUCCACAGGAGUUGUUUGAAAUAUCAAGGCCCCAGUCUCCAGAAUCAGAAAAAGACGUGUUUGGAGCUAGCUGAGGUGUUUCUUUUUAAAAACAAACAAACCAACCAACAAAGAAACAGCCCCCUAACACUUUACAUUUAAUCUUUCUUGAAAACGAGUGAGGGACCCGUUCACUAAGCAUGUUCCCUCUGUCUAAAAAGGUAUGGUAACAGAAAUUGCAACCUCAUGUCAAGAUGGCAGCUGACUUUGAAGCCUUUUUGACAGCAAGGUUCUGCCCUGAAUCCCAGCGAACACCCUGUUUAACAGCUUCGAAGGAGAUGUUCUGUUUCUACAGUACUUCCCUUUAAUGAACUGAACAAGAUACUUACUGUGACUAUCUGGUGAUAUAUUUUCAAUCACUCUUAACCAAUCUGUGAAAAAAAAUUACUACAUUAUUUGUCUUUACUAUAUAAACAACGUGUAUGAUUACACUUGUGCAGAUGCGUGUACAUACACAUGUACAUAUCUAUGUAUAGAUAAGUCUAUGGAUUGCAUUUCUGUUAAGUAAAAGCACAUUCCUCAUUGAUUCCAGUCCAAGAAGGGAGCUUAAAUCUUCCCAGUAGACAUCCACUGAGUGUCCUGUUAGUGUCUUGUUUGUUAUCUGUUGAACGUAUAAGGCCAUGAUUUUGGAUUUUUCUAGCUGGCCUCAACUUCAUACUGUGAGUCUGGUAAAUAGUGUGACUGCAAGAAGAUCUGGUGAGGGUCAUGAUAGUCAGGAAAGAGAAAUCCAUGUGAAAGUGGAAAGAUGCUGUAUCCUAGUCGGUGGGGAUAAGACUCAUAAGCUGGUGUUUGUUGCUCACAGUAUCUGAAGCCAAGCUGCCCUGGUAGUGUUUCUCAUGGCUUUUUCUGCAAGAGAGAUGGUGGAAUAGAUGGAUUUAUUUUUUUCUGGUACCAGGGGUUGUCUCAAAGGUGCUGAGCCUAUCCUUCUCUUCAUGGGCAGCAUAACACCUGGUUGCUGCACCUCUGCUUUCUUGUCCUGGUGUUAGGUGGUAAAAGCAUCUUCUGAAUUUUUCAUUUCCACAUAGUCUCCUGUGUGUGUAUUGGCAAUAACAAAGUCUGUGUUUUAGCCACACUUAUGAUACAUCAAGACAAACCUUUUAGAGUGAGUCCCAUGCAGGGGAAGCUCCAGAAAUUUGAGGUGAGGCACAGUAGGAUACUGUAUCCUCCAAUCUGACAUCAUUUUGACCACAUUGUUGUGGGAAGCAUUGAUUCAAUUAAAUAAAAAUAAAGCUUUUUUUGCAAUAAGAUAUAUCCAGCAUUUAGCCUUAAGACCCUUUCAUAAGUGAUAUAAUUCAAAAUGUGAUUCCAUUCUUCUUCCUUCUUAAUGUUCUGUAGUAUUUACAGUGUUGCCUAAAGAUGAAGCACUUUGAUUAGCUUUCUAAAUCUAAUGGAAAUCACUUGCUGGUAAUCACAUUUCUUUCUCCACUUAUUGCCUUCUUAUUAGGAUAAUGAAUUAUUCCAAUUGCCCUCUCCCCUCAUAAAACAAAGAGACAUAACUAUUGUCUAAGUACUUUUGUAUAUCAGGGAGCCAGCCCAUCAUAUUGCAAAAGUGUUUGUUUCAGAGACUUUUUUUUUUACAGAUCGACAAAGCUAAUGUGAAUUACCUGCAACUGUAAUUUGAUUCAAGCUGAUUGUUGAGUGUUGUGUAAACAUAUUUGAUGUGUAAUCCCAGAACAUCUCUGUAACUGGAUCCAAUGCCUAAUAUUAGCAAAACAGUUCAGGGUUUUCACUAACUGUUCUGAAAGGCUCAUGGGUUUUUUUCUUCUUCCCACUAAAUCUGUGACCACUAACAUAGAAAAAGAAUCAUUUUAGCUGUAGAUGAAAGAAGUUCAAUAAUCUUGUAUCAGGAUGAACUGCUAUAUAAAGAAAUACCGAGUUUUCUAAUGAAUGUGUUAUAUUAUUGUACCUACAUACAAUCAAUAUUUGUACAUCUGUUGGAGACCUGUCUGCGUUUCAAUAUUUAGCCACCACUGCAUGGACACUUGAUUGAUAUGCAGUUAAUGCAGUUGCUUUGGCGCUUUUCAAUGUACUUCACUCAUUUUUAUCCUUUCAGAAAUCCACCGAAUACUCUCAGUUCUUUUUCUUUGCAUUUGUCACUUUGUUCAAUGAAGCAUGACUAGAAACAGAGAAUGAGUAGAUACUAUUUUUGUGGUCAGCAAAGCAGCUGCCAGUAGAUAGGCAGUGUGUGUAUGUAUGUAUGUAUACGCACUGUCUGGGAAUGUUUUAGAUACAAAUGCAGCCACCUCCAUUAAUGAUAUCCCUAGUCAACAUUUUUAAACAAGCACAAAUAAUAUUUGUAAAAAAAAAAAGUUUAAUUUUAUUUAUUAUAGUAAUAAACUAUUUUAUACAUUA